GCUAAAUUUCAUUGAUGAUAAAACGUGGUACAGAAGUGAUAAUUCUCUAAGACUCUUGUAAGCAUUGAAUUGGCCUUCUUUGAAGAAUAAUCAUUGAAGUGUAAAAUGGAGCAAAAUUUGGUAAAAACACAAAUUGAUGAGCAUUUGAUGACAAUCCAGCGGAUCACUGAGGAUGCAUUGGAACGCCUUGAAAGAUCUGGUUUGAAAGUGGAUAAGAAAUUUCUAAACUAUUUCUCAAAGCUGUCUAUUGAUCGGUUGACACAUACAUGCAAACGAUAUGGUGAAGAGGCAAAAUAUAAAAAUUCAUGGACCGUAUCGACUUCGAGUACUUCAACUUUGAGCGUAGUAAACACAACGAUUUCACUUUUAGGAACAGAAAAAAGCAGUGAUUCGAUGGGAAAUGGCGACGGCUCAGUAAAACGUCAGUCAGAGGUUGUGGUAAAUGUCGGAAGUGAGCUGUUGAAAAGGCAAAAAACAAUGAAAACAUCGAUGGAUAACGAUGAAAGUGGUGUUGUUGACCAGAGCCAACAUCUUAAAUACACAAUAUUUUAUUGUGCACAUUGUUUGAACGAGGAAACCCCGAUUGAUUCGUUCAAUGAAUUUGAUGAUGUGUACACACACUGGUUUACACAUUUGGAUGGAUUUGGAGACUCGAAGUCAUUCCAGUUCUACGCCGUUGCUUUGCUUAGUUGCUUCUAUUGCAAAGAGAUCAGGCCAUACCACGAUUUGGUGAAGCAUCACCAAGAAAAGCAUGCCGAUGCCCUGUUCGUCAUCACAGAUGGAAUGAACGCAAAGAAAUGUGGAAUGUGUCACUUCAAAGAUGGUGAUUUGGUCGAACAUUUCAAACAAAAGCAUGAUCUGAACUCAACACCAAAGCUCUUCAACCCGAUCUACUAUUCGGAAGAAAGAAUUGCCAAACUGUUGUCAAUCAAUGUGACCAAAAUCUAUGCAUGCGGCAAGUGUAACGAAAUAAUCAGAACACCAAAUGCAAUUGCUCAGCACUCUUUGGAUUUACACAAUGGCGAAGCAGUUGAAUUGAAAGAAAUCGAUGACAAUCACACCACACCAUAUCAUUUCAUUUGUGACAAUUGCCACGAUAUGGUCGAUGCCACCCGAUAUAUAGACCAUCUUUCGGAGCACACCUUCAAUUUCCGUUGCACUGUGUGCCCGUAUCAAUCAGGCGAUCUAUCGGAAAUUGCAUUCCACGAGAAAAUCGUCCACGACUUUGACUCCUUGAGCUAUCAUUGCAUGACAUUCCCAGUUUGGAUGAAGAAAAAACUUCUCGGCACAAAUGUGGUAUAUGCAAAUGGAUUGGUACUCAAAGCAUACAAUUUGCUUGAAACAAAGUUUGAUAAUAGCGAUCGGUUGGAUAUGUUUAUUCGUAGCUAUCUGGAUGGAAAGAAAAAACAAGCAAAGCGAUUGAUCAACACGCAUGGAAUGCAUAAUAAUCCAUAAGAUAA
This is a messenger RNA of Sitodiplosis mosellana (orange wheat blossom midge), 1460 nucleotides long. RefSeq lists its product as uncharacterized. The record is from RefSeq and is a predicted model, not a curated record. The coding region runs from base 106 to 1455 and encodes 449 amino acids. The transcript is spliced from 4 exons. NCBI's taxonomy places the organism in Eukaryota, Metazoa, Arthropoda, Insecta, Diptera, Cecidomyiidae.